Cuscuta epithymum is the source of this 940-nucleotide messenger RNA. Lineage: Eukaryota; Viridiplantae; Streptophyta; Magnoliopsida; Solanales; Convolvulaceae. The record is from the annotation of a GenBank genome assembly.
AUCGGAAAUGGUUUCACUUUCUUCUCUGAACAAACCCCUACUCAGAAUAGUACGGAAAGCAUAUAGACCUACGCUUCAAUUGGCUUAUUCGACACGGCGGUCGUGUUCGCCAUUGUCUGCUGCGUAUAGUCAUGGUCCAGAACCUUCAGGAUAUAGACCCAGAUCAUUCACGGGUUACCAUUUUAGAAGCUUUUGUUCCUGUACCUCUUCUCCACUCAAUACAGGAUCUAAAGGGCCAACGGCCAUCGAUUACCGUUCGCUACUGGAGGAAGAUGAGUAUCACAGGUUGGCUAGUUUAACUAUCCAUCACCUUCUUGAGAAGUUGGAGGAAUAUGGUGAUUUAGUAGAUAUUGAUGGUUUUGAUGUUGACUAUGGGAAUGAGGUUCUGACCUUGAAGCUUGGAAGAUUGGGAACCUAUGUAAUAAACAAACAAACGCCUAAUAGGCAAAUAUGGAUCUCAUCACCAGUAAGUGGUCCGUCAAGGUUUGAUUGGGACCAGAAAUCUGAAGCUUGGAUUUAUAGGCGAACUGAAGAAACCUUGUUCAAUGUCAUAGAGACUGAACUGGAAAAACUUUGUGGGGCACCCAUCAAACUCGGAUGACUUACUCUUGGAGUCUUCGAGUAGUAUCAUUAAUCUCCAAGUUAUAGAUAUGCAAAGGAUGUAGAAAUGCCAAAGAGCUUAAAUGUUCCUAAACUCAAGUGGUUUCUCCUAAGGGAGCUCUAUCUUUUUCAUUUGCAUUUUUUUGCUAUCUUUUGCUACUGUAUAAUAUCUUAUUUUCUCAUUUGCACUAUAAUGGGAUGGAUCUCCCUUUCUCAUUUUUUUUCUUCAUGCAUGCUUGCAUUACUGAUUUGAGUGAUUUCACUCCAUCAUAUGGAUUACACAUUAUGUUUCGUACCAGCACAUUGACUAUAUUAAACAUUUCAUUUGUUUCUUAUUAAC